AUGACAUACACCAACCCUGUCAUUCCGGGCUUCAACCCGGAUCCUUCAAUUGUCCGAGUCAAUGAGGACUAUUUCUUGGUCACUUCGAGCUUUGAAUACUUUCCGGGUGCGCCAAUAUAUCACAGCCGUGACUUGAUUCAGUGGAAGCUCGUCGGUCAUGCAUUGACGAGGCUGAGUCAACUUCAAAUUCACACACCGGAGCCGGGCGGCGGUGUCUGGGCCACGACAAUUCGCUACCAUGACGGGGAGUUUUAUAUCCUGGCGGCUAGCUUUCAGCGGUAUCGCCCGCAGGAAGAUGAUCGAGUAUGGCCACGGGGAUUCUAUGUCAAGACGAAGGAUAUCUGGGAUGAUGGCUCUUGGUCUGAUCCGGUAUAUUUUGAUCAAGUCGGGUUCGAUCAGGAUCUUUUCUGGGACGAUGAUGGAACAGUCUAUCUAUCGUCCACAUAUCGAAAGCUUCUGCCUACUCCGGGGGUCAAACUCAAAGACUUUGCCAUCCACAUCAGCACGGUUGACCUCGCGACAGGUCGCUCAACAUCGGCGCCCAGAUUGAUCCGCGAGUCCACUUCUGGUGUUGCUGAAGGGUCACACAUCUUCAAACGCGGUCGGUAUUAUUAUCUCUUUACAGCUGAAGGCGGGACCGAGGGGGGCCAUUGCGAGUGGGUUAGUCGAAGUGAGGCUGGACCUUUCGGACCGUGGACGCUGGGGCCGAAGAAUCCUCUCUGGCGCAAUGGGACAGACGAUGAAGUUCAGAACACCGGUCAUUUAGAUCUCGUUGAAGAUGUAAGUGGGAACUGGUGGGCGGUGCUGCUGGCUGUUCGGCCAGUACGAAAGGAGAAUGGAUGGGAGGAUUCCGUUUUUGGGAGAGAGACGUUUCUGGUCCCGGUUGAAUGGGAGAAUGAUUGGCCCAUUGUCAAUCGAGGGAACAAGAUUACCCUGCAAUCCGAGGGACCGGGACUAUACGCACAUGAGAGUCCGGUCGUGUGGAGAGAUGAUUUCACGAGUCAGACAUUGAGUAUUGGGUGGUAUAGAAAGAAUACACCAUUGUCUGUUGAUUAUUCCCUGAGUGAGCGUCUACACCACCUUCGAUUGCAUGGGGGACCCUACACCUUAUGCGUACCAGCCAGCCCCACCAUGUUUCUCCGAAAGCAAACACAUCAGGUUUGUACCUGGGAGACGAGGGUCUCAUUUCACCCGAGCUCUGAGCACACCGAAGCCGGAACUGUUUUGUGGUGGAAUUACUUCACGCACAGUACCAUCGGCAUUCGAAAACGAGGUCCGCAUCGAAUUAUUCGAUUUCAGCCAUCAGAGGGCGAAUCGAUUGAGAUGGUACUAGAUUCAGCCAAUGACAUAAUUCUUUUGAUUGAAUGUGGUAAAGAGUACCGCUUUGGAUAUCGGGAUGCUGCCAAUGCGGAAAUCAUCUGGGUUGGGGCUGUAUCCAACAACGCUGCCACCAGGGCGCCGCCGGUAGGAGCACCAUUUACAGGAAUGAUGCUUGGGCUGUACGCUUUUGGUGAUCGGCAACCAUGUCAGGCCCCAGCCGACUUUGCUUAUGCGCAAUUCGCAUGA
Messenger RNA from Penicillium oxalicum, 1566 nucleotides. RefSeq names its product glycoside hydrolase family 43 protein. Gene Ontology annotation, molecular function: hydrolase activity, hydrolyzing O-glycosyl compounds. The record is from RefSeq and is a predicted model, not a curated record. Bases 1 to 1566 code for a protein of 521 amino acids. The transcript is spliced from 5 exons. Gene Ontology annotation, biological process: carbohydrate metabolic process. NCBI's taxonomy places the organism in Eukaryota, Fungi, Ascomycota, Eurotiomycetes, Eurotiales, Aspergillaceae.